CAUGCACUGAUGUUGGUUAGAGAGAACAACUCUUCUCAUCCUGUGUCUUUUAUCCUGCUUGGAAUCCCAGGCCUGGAGAAUUCCCAGUUUUGCAUUGCCUUUCUGUUCUGUGUCAUGUAUGUUGUGGCUGUUGUUGGCAAUAUCACCAUCCUACAUAUAAUUCGAACUGAUCACACACUGCAUCAGCCCAUGUACCUCUUUCUAGCCAUGCUAGCAAUCACUGACCUGGUCCUGUCCUCCUCCACCCAGCCUAAAAUGCUGGCCAUCCUCUGGUUUCAAGCUCAUGAGAUUGAAUAUCAUGCCUGCCUCAUCCAGGUGUUCUUCAUCCAUGCCUUUGCUUCUGUAGAGUCUGGGGUGCUCAUGGCUAUGGCCUUGGACCGCUAUGUGGCCAUCUGCUUCCCACUUCAACACUCCAGCAUUCUGACCACAGCUGUGGUGGUAAAACUAGGGGUGGCUGUGGUGGUGCGAGGGCUGCUGUGGGUAAGCCCGUUCUGCUUCAUGAUCUCCAGGAUGCCCUUCUGCCCCAACAGCAUCAUUCCCCAGUCAUACUGUGAGCACAUGGCUGUGCUGAAGUUGCUAUGUGCUGACACCAGAGUCAACCGUGCGUACGGGCUCUUUGUAGCCUUCUCUGUGGUUGGCUUUGACAUGUUGAUCAUCAGUAUCUCCUAUGUGAUGAUUUUGAGAGCUGUUCUGCAGUUGCCCUCAGGCGAAGCCCGCUUCAAGGCUUUUGGCACAUGUGCUUCUCACAUCUGUGUUAUCCUGGCUUUCUACAUCCCAGCCCUUUUUACCUUCCUCACCCAUCGCUUUGGCCAUCACGUGCCCCGAGUGGUACACAUCAUGUUUGCUAACGUCUACCUACUGGUGCCUCCCAUGCUCAACCCCAUCAUCUAUGGAGUUAGGACCAAGCAGAUCAGGGACAGGGUUAUGCAAGGGCGUUGUGGCAAAGAUCUGUAA
Molecule: messenger RNA, 954 nt
Organism: Chinchilla lanigera (long-tailed chinchilla)
Lineage: Eukaryota; Metazoa; Chordata; Mammalia; Rodentia; Chinchillidae
Product: olfactory receptor 52R1
Exons: 1
Coding region: 10-954 (314 amino acids)
Biological process (GO): G protein-coupled receptor signaling pathway
Cellular component (GO): membrane
Molecular function (GO): G protein-coupled receptor activity; olfactory receptor activity
Source: RefSeq, a predicted model, not a curated record